UGUUGUCUGGGCGGAUUUAAACAGUCAAGUAAAACCAAGCUGAGUAAUCAUGGCAGAAGGCAGAUUCGAUCCCUGUGAAUGCAUUUGCUCCCAUGAACAUGCAAUGAGAAGGCUGAUCAAUCUGCUGCGGCAGUCCCAGUCCUACUGCACAGACACAGAGUGUCUCCAGGAAUUGCCAGGACCCUCUGGUGAUAAUGGCAUAAGUGUUACUAUGAUCUUGAUGGCCUGGGUGCUUAUUGCAGUGAUCUUGUUCUUACUGAGACCUCCUAAUCUAAGAGGAUCCAACCUACCCGGAAAGCCAACCAGUCCUCAUAAUGGACAAGAUCCACCAGCUCCUCCUGUGGACUAACUUUGUGAUACGGGAAGUGAAAAUAGUCAACACCUUCCACGACCAAUUGAACGAAGAUGACCAGAGUACUCUUAACCCCAUUAGAACUGUUUUUCCUUUUGCAUCUGCAAUAUGGGAUGGUAUUGUUUUCAUGAGCUUCUGAAAUUUCACUUGCAAAUUUAUUUUUGCUUCCUGUAUUAUCACCAUUCCUAUCUACAGUAUAUUUGAGUAAAUGAUUAUAUUAAAAGAUACAUGGGGUUUUUUGGUUGUCCUAAACUUAAACAUUCCACUCAUUCUGUUUGUAACUGUGAUCAUAAUUUUUUGUGGUGAUUUCUGGCCUGAUUGAAGGAAAUUUGAGAUAUCUGCACUUAAAUAUUUUAAAUAAUUUUGAUAGGUUU
Molecule: messenger RNA, 726 nt
Organism: Lepus europaeus (European hare)
Lineage: Eukaryota; Metazoa; Chordata; Mammalia; Lagomorpha; Leporidae
Product: small integral membrane protein 14-like
Exons: 1
Coding region: 50-349 (99 amino acids)
Cellular component (GO): endoplasmic reticulum
Source: RefSeq, a predicted model, not a curated record